Messenger RNA from Oppia nitens, 1148 nucleotides. Its product is annotated as zinc transporter ZIP1-like. Gene Ontology annotation, biological process: zinc ion transmembrane transport. Bases 36 to 1148 code for a protein of 370 amino acids. Gene Ontology annotation, cellular component: plasma membrane. The transcript is spliced from 3 exons. NCBI's taxonomy places the organism in Eukaryota, Metazoa, Arthropoda, Arachnida, Sarcoptiformes, Oppiidae. The record is from RefSeq and is a predicted model, not a curated record. Gene Ontology annotation, molecular function: zinc ion transmembrane transporter activity.
UAUUAAAUCAAAUACUUUUUGUGUUUUUUUUGUGGAUGAGUUUAUUAAUAGUUCGUCUACUGUUGGCCUCAAUAUUAUUUUUGGUGACACUAUUGGCCGGAACGGUACCUGUUAUUUGGUAUCGAUCACAGAUUAAACGCAAAUAUCGCAAACAAAGACAGCAUUUGACAAACAAUGAUAACAAUACUGCUAUCGACGACAAUGAUAGUGAAAGUAGUGAAAAGUUGUUCAGUUUUGCCGAUAACUAUUGCGUACAAUUGGUCACCCAAUUAGGCGGUGGUGUCUUAUUUUUUACGGUAAUGGCACACAUGAUUCCCGAAGUGCGGACCAAUUUUGAUGUCUACCUCACAAGUAAUCACUCGAUAUUUGGGGCCAAUUCGGACGGUCGACCUAAUGGUUUACCGUUUCUCGAUUUGAUUAUUUGUUUCGGUUUUUUCUUGAUUUUCUCUACCGAUGUACUGAUGGAUUAUAUAAUUGGAUGUCCCGAUUGUAUUGUGGAUAAGGCAACACCUAAGUCAUCAAUUGGUUUAAACAGUUUGCCAACAGAUACCGACAAAAAUAGGCCGUCCGUACAGUGCAACAAACAGUUGGAUCAUAAACAGCAACGGGUGUCAGUCCGGAUACAUCCGACUAAUGUACUAAAUACCGGAUCAAACAACCAAUCGUUAACUGAGCCCUUCUGGCGACGUCUUGUACACGGAGUGGUCAUUGUGUUGACAUUUUCCGUUCACUGUCUGUUUGACGGCAUAGCCAUUGGCGUACAAACCGAUGCGUCUAAGAUGUGGACAGUAUUUCUAGCCAUAACAUCACAUAAGUUGGUCAUAGCGUUGACAAUAAGUGUUGAACUUUACGAAAUAUGCCGUACCAUUGGACUACUGGUGCUACACAUAACAUUGUUUGCCGCACUGUCGCCAACUGGUCUACUAUUAGUAAUCAUUGUGGCCGAAGGCUCUCUAGAUUCAACUAUUGAGACCAGUUUGACUGUCAUUGUGUUUAGCGCACUGUCCUCCGGCAGUGUCUUGUAUAUUGUAUUUUUUGAAUUAUUACAAAAACAUCGGGUCUGCAAACUGGCACCGAUAGUACAGCUUAUGGCAAUGGCCAGUGGUUUUGUCAUAAUGUUUAUUAUAAAUAGUCUAACACUACAGUGA